AUUUGUUCCCACCUCGAACCUCGCGAUCUGCUCCGUCUCGUGCGGUCUGCGAAAGUUUUUGCACAAUAUCUCCUCAGACCAAGUGCCGCAUGGGUGUGGAGAGCCUCUCGGGAGGAGUGUGCGCCGGACAUGCCCCCGAUUCACCCAGAUCUUACAGAGCAAAAAUAUGCUUUUCUGGGCUUCGGCUCCCAUUGUCAGAACUGCGGGACUGUCACACCUGUGCCUGUCAACUGGUACUUGCGGAAACGAUGGUGCUCCAGCUGC
Molecule: messenger RNA, 264 nt
Organism: Cantharellus anzutake
Lineage: Eukaryota; Fungi; Basidiomycota; Agaricomycetes; Cantharellales; Hydnaceae
Exons: 2
Source: RefSeq, a predicted model, not a curated record